Molecule: messenger RNA, 2806 nt
Organism: Sitophilus oryzae (rice weevil)
Lineage: Eukaryota; Metazoa; Arthropoda; Insecta; Coleoptera; Curculionidae
Gene: Gprk1
Product: G protein-coupled receptor kinase 1
Exons: 16
Coding region: 10-1956 (648 amino acids)
Biological process (GO): regulation of signal transduction; G protein-coupled receptor signaling pathway; protein phosphorylation
Molecular function (GO): G protein-coupled receptor binding; ATP binding; G protein-coupled receptor kinase activity
Source: RefSeq, a predicted model, not a curated record
CGUAGUGUAAUGCAUAAAUAUUUAGAAAAGAAAAACGAUGUGUCUUUUGACAAGAUCUUCCACCAAACUUUAGGCUAUUUAUUAUUUAAGGAAUUCUGCGAAAACUUAGAACCUCCUACUCCACAAAUUGGAUUUUAUGAACAGAUAAAGGAGUACGAAAAACUAGAAUCGCACGAAGAGAGGAAAGAAAAGGCUAAAGAAAUUUACGAUAAGUUUAUUAUGAAGGAACUCUUAGCCCGAACUCAUGAAUAUUCAGAAGAGUGCCUUCAGCAUGUUCAGCAGCAUCUUAUGCGGCAAGAAGUUCCAGUCACAUUAUUUGAACCUUAUAUAGAAGAAAUUUAUAACCAUCUCAGAGAGGAACCCUUCAAGCAAUUUUUAGAAAGUGAUAAAUAUAUUAGAUUUUUACAAUGGAAAAGUUUAGAAUUAAAUAUAAAGUUAUCGAUGAACGACUUCAGCGUGCAUCGGAUCAUCGGCCGCGGCGGCUUCGGCGAGGUGUACGGCUGUCGGAAGGCCGACACCGGCAAAAUGUACGCCAUGAAGUGUCUGGACAAGAAGCGGAUCAAGAUGAAGCAGGGCGAGACGCUGGCGCUGAACGAGCGCAUCAUGCUGAGCCUCGUCUCGACGGGACAGGACUGUCCGUUCAUUGUGUGUAUGACGUACGCGUUUCACACGCCCGACAAACUCUGCUUUAUUUUGGACCUAAUGAACGGCGGCGAUUUGCACUACCACCUGAGUCAGCACGGCGUCUUUACCGAGCAGGAGAUGCGGUUUUACGCUUCCGAGGUGAUUUUGGGCCUAGAACACAUGCACCGAAGAUACAUAGUCUAUAGAGAUCUAAAACCCGCCAAUAUCCUAUUGGAUGAACACGGACACGUCCGAAUUUCUGACUUGGGAUUAGCCUGUGAUUUUAGUAAGAAAAAGCCCCAUGCCAGUGUAGGUACUCACGGCUAUAUGGCACCUGAAGUAUUAUCUAAGGGAACCCCAUACGACUCUUCAGCUGACUGGUUUAGUUUUGGCUGUAUGCUCUACAAAUUGCUCAAAGGUCACUCCCCAUUCCGCCAACACAAGACAAAAGACAAGCAUGAAAUCGACCGCAUGACCUUAACAAUGAACAUAAUAUUACCAGAUUCUUUUUCAAGUGAUUUAAAAUCGUUACUGGAAGGUUUAUUGCAGAGGGAUGUAGAUAAAAGGUUAGGAUGUCGGGGGAGGGGGGCCGAUGAAGUAAAGGAGCACUCUUUCUUCGGUGGUUUGGACUGGAGUCAAGUUUACAACCAAAAAUAUAACCCUCCAUUAGUACCUCCGCGAGGAGAAGUAAAUGCCGCGGAUGCUUUUGAUAUAGGAUCGUUUGACGAGGAAGAUACCAAAGGCAUAAAGCUUACAGACGCAGACCAAGAACUUUACAAGAACUUCCCUCUGGUUAUAUCAGAAAGGUGGCAGAAUGAAGUGGCUGAAACAGUGUUCGAGUCUGUCAAUCAGGAAGCCGAUAAAAACGAAAGGAAAAAGCCCAAACAGAAAAAGCUAUAUGAUGAUGAAAAAGAAUCAGAUUGUAUAUUGCACGGCUACAUUAAAAGGUUAGGUGGUCCGUGGACGGCUUCCUGGCAGUUAAGAUACGCCAAAUUAUAUCCUAAUAGGCUAGAACUCUACCCCGAAGGUUCCAGGCCGGAAAUGGUCCUAAUGGACCAAAUAGAAGAAAUAGGUCCUGACCUUCAAAGUGUGAAAAAUGAAAGUUGUAUAGUAUUAAGAAUGCAUACAUUAAAGGACGGCAAAAAAGAAAAAAUCACCCUCACAAAUCCAGAUGAAAUUGGCCUUAAAGAAUGGUUGCAGUCAUUGCGGUCGGCGCAUAAAUUAAGUCAAGAACUAUUAGGUUCGAUGGCCAAAAAGGCGGGGAAGAUAUACGGUACUGAUAGUACAAAUAACAAACAUGCUAUAAUAGCGAAAAAUGCCAAUGGAAACUGAAAUAUAGCGAAUUUAGAGGUAAUCAAACUACAAAAGCACAACAAAGCCGGACCUCAAACAGGAUGGAGACCGUUAGAUAAGGAUCAGGUCAUUUAGAAAAUGUGAUAGAUAAUGAGGGAAGAAUUUGAAUGUCGGUACAUAAUUUUCCAAAAUAAAAAUAAGAAUAAAACAGUAUUUUUAGAAAACGCUAUAAUAAUAUGUGUCUAUAAUACAUUAGACAAGUCAAACUUUCCAUAGAAUCGUUCGAGUUAAAGCUGGAGGUGAAAUGGGAAAGACUUCCAAACAUUUUCUAUACAAUUUCGGUUACUAAUUUGUCAUUUUUAGCGCGAAAACAUCUAGGUAGUAUCUUGAAAUAAAUUGUGAGUUUGUAGUACGUUAAAUUAGGAUUUAUUUUAUAUUAAAAGACUGUCAACAAUCAAACUGUAAUAUAAAAAUGCUUUUUUAUGUGUCAAAAAAAAUGGAAAACCAAGUAAAUUGUCUCAGUAUUAAAGACGUUCUUUGCAAUCUAAUAAUAAUGCAUCAUUUCUUGUCUUGUCUAUUUCAGUAGACACGUGAAAGGUCGUAGAAAAACUCUUAAAAAUAUUUAAUGUAAAAAGGCGAAAACUAUAAUUUUUCUAGUUCGUAACUUCCCUCGAGAUAAAAAAUAAACAUAGGGUAGACGCGCCACUGACUGUUUUUUCAUGACAAUUUUGUCAGUAUUUAUAAUGUAAACUGUAUCUAUAGUGUAUUUAUUAAUUUAUAAUGUUAAUGUAUCAUUCUAAUAAGUUAUGUUUAUGCGGGGAUAACCACAACAAAUAAACUGUAUGCAACAUAACUUACAACAGAUAAUCUAUAGACUGAGAAUAAAAAA